This is a messenger RNA of Thelazia callipaeda (thelaziosis nematode), 975 nucleotides long. The record is from the annotation of a GenBank genome assembly. NCBI's taxonomy places the organism in Eukaryota, Metazoa, Nematoda, Chromadorea, Rhabditida, Thelaziidae.
AUGGAAAGAAUGCGCGAACGAGAUGCAUAUAUGCGAUCUGUUAUAGAAACACUGAAUGAAUUCAAAAAAAAAUUAAAAGAAUAUGAUAUAAAGAAAGAUCAGCUGCAAAAAGAUCUUUUAGAUGUGAAGAAAAGCGUGGAUGAAUGUGCUAGAAGGGUUUUAACUUUUUAUUUUGAAUUACAGGCAGAUAAGUUAGAAGAACAGUAUACAUGGAUUAAAGAAGAGAAGCAUCACUUUGGUCAAGAAGGCUCCGCAUAUGACUUUACUAAUUAUUCAGUAGAAAUGGGUCAGAAAGAAUUAGAUGAGAAAACAGUUCGAAGGCAUUUGCUAGAACGAAGUAUUAAUGCAAAAUUAGAAAUCAGGAUGGAACAACUGAUGAAUGAUAAGGCUAAACUGCUGGAUGCAAUUAUAAAAUUAGAUAUCAAAAAGAAAAAUGAAAUUGUUUGGGCUCAUGAAAGAGUGAAUGAAGACUUCGGUAACAUCUUUUCUACGCUAUUACCUGGAACAAAUGCAAAGCUUGAACCUCCAGUUGGAGUUGCUUCAGCAACAGGUGGCUUAGAAGUUAAAGUUGCUUUCAGAAACAAAUGGAAAGAGUCACUUGGUGAAUUGUCAGGUGGUCAACGUUCUCUAGUAGCUCUGUCUUUGGUAUUAGCAAUGUUAAAGUUUAAGCCAGCUCCUAUUUAUAUUUUGGAUGAAGUAGAUGCAGCUCUUGAUCUAUCACAUACUCAGAAUAUUGGAGCCAUGAUCAAAACACAUUUUAAGGAAUCACAGUUCAUUAUUGUGUCACUCAAAGAUGGGAUGUUCAAUCACGCAAAUGUACUUUUCAAAACUCGGUUUGUUGAUGGUACUUCUACAGUGCUACGCACCGAAAAUAGGAAUCAGUGGGUUAUCGAUCACCCCAUGAAAAUGCAUUCCGAAAGAGGAAAGGCAUAUAAUAAUAUGCCAAGUAAAAAACGUAAAGAAAUGGAGAAGUAG